AUUAGUUAAGCUGUUGUUGCCCGUGCUGUUCGCUGGUUAGUUCUUGUGCUUUCAUUGCUUAUUCUCUUUCGACAGCAACACCAGUUCUGUUACACAUUCAUUGUAAAAUUAAGUUUUUCUGUCAGUUCAACAAAAUCAAAUUUUUUGAAAAAUCAAUUAAGAAACAAUGGCACGUACAAAGCAGACAGCUCGUAAAUCAACCGGAGGAAAAGCUCCGCGAAAACAAUUGGCUACAAAAGCCGCGCGUAAGAGCGCACCUUCAACCGGUGGUGUCAAGAAACCCCAUCGUUACCGCCCAGGUACGGUCGCUCUUCGUGAAAUCAGAAGAUACCAGAAGUCAACGGAGUUGUUGAUCAGAAAAUUGCCCUUCCAGCGAUUGGUUCGUGAAAUCGCUCAGGAUUUCAAGACCGAUUUGCGUUUCCAGAGUGCGGCCAUCGGCGCUCUCCAGGAAGCUUCUGAAGCCUACUUGGUCGGUCUCUUUGAAGAUACAAACUUGUGCGCAAUUCACGCCAAGCGUGUAACAAUUAUGCCGAAAGACAUCCAGUUGGCCCGACGAAUCCGUGGUGAACGUGCUUAAAUAAAUCCAGCUCGAACUAAUCUAAAAAUCCUAUUAUAUAUUUCAACAUUUCACCAAGUUCACCUAAAUAAUCAUCUUUAUUAUGAUUCAAUCUUAAAUAUUAUAAACUUUAAAUUCAGCAUUUUUAUUUUCGUUUUCGUUUAGAUUAUUUAUACAAACAUACAUUUUUAAUUAAACACAUUAAUUAUUAUUAAUUUAAUUGUUGUCACUGCCAAACACGUAGCAAUCGGCACGGGGUCGGUAAGAGUAGCCAAAAAUAUUAAAUUAAGAGUAAAAUUAUAAAUCUGUUCAUUUUGAGAAUUAAAAAAAAAAAUUAUUAAAUUAAAAAAAAAAAUUAUUAAAUUAAAAAAAAAAAAAAACAUGCGUGGAAAUUAUCCGAUAAAGCCAGAGACAAAAAAUUAACAUGUUUAAUUACGUGUCAGACAGUCAUGACAUCGCUUUUUAGUGUCACAAUACAUUGAACAAUUUUUUUUCAUUUUUUAUUCAACUCCACUGAUCAUUAGUAUAAACACUGAUCGUUAAUUGAUAGUCGAUUAAAAUUUAAAUAAAUAAUUAAAGAAAAAAUAAAAUCAGCAUUGUGAUGUCAUCUCUGUUGGCAUUGAAUCUUUUUGAUGUAUUUAAUUAAACAUCAUUAAUCACUAUUAAAAUUAAAAUUCAUUAUUAACAAAAAGGUUCAUAUGUACAAAUAGGGAGUAAUAUGUAAUAAUUUUUUGUAGGCAAUUAGAGUAAGAUUAUUAUUACAAUUAUAAUUAUUAAUUAUUAUUAUUAUUAAUGAUAUGUACUCUAGAAGUAACCGAGUUCAGAUUAAAUAAUUCGACAUUGCUUAUCUCA
This is a messenger RNA of Microplitis demolitor, 1408 nucleotides long. RefSeq names its product histone H3.3A. The record is from RefSeq and is a predicted model, not a curated record. Gene Ontology annotation, cellular component: nucleosome. Gene Ontology annotation, molecular function: structural constituent of chromatin; DNA binding; protein heterodimerization activity. Lineage: Eukaryota; Metazoa; Arthropoda; Insecta; Hymenoptera; Braconidae. The coding region runs from base 167 to 577 and encodes 136 amino acids. The transcript is spliced from 3 exons.